GAGUGCGAUUCUUCCAAGCAGUAUUGAGUUGCUUUUCCCAGUUGCAUCUCAAUCUCGUCCGGAAUGGCUACCUUAGCCAUGCACUAUCUGAAAGAUGCUCUAAAAGCAGACCUAACAUCGACAGCUGGCUCAGUAGCCAUACUUGCCGUUACGUUGCACUGGUUUGUCUUCCGUGUGAUUGCCGUCGAGAAUCAUCUUGCGCCUUUGCUUUGGUUUUAUGUCGUAGCAAUCUCCGGUGUUGGCUAUGCGUACCUCACUUUGGCGAACUUCUCGAUCCUUCAAACACUGAUUCGGCUCGCUGUGGUUACGACAUCAUUCAAUGCUAGCUUGAUUCUCAGCAUUGCAGUCUAUCGACUGUUCUUUCAUCGUAUCCGUCGGUUUCCUGGUCCCUUUUGGUCGAAGCUCAGCCGAUUUCCCGAUGUAGCCCUGGCGGCUAAGGAAGUCAGGUAUUACCGCGAGGUGGCGAAGAUGCGCGAAACUUAUGGCGAUUUUAUCCGGACUGGUAAGUACAUCCUCUUUCUAUUCACUCCUGCAUUUGUCCUUCUUGCGUUAUGAAAUGGAUUCACAUAUUUGGAUAGGCCCCCGGGAAAUCUGCAUCGUACGCAAGUCUGCUGUCCCGCUCAUCUAUGGCCCGCAAUCCCAGUGCUUGAAAACAACCUGGUAUGCCCAAGUGUCUCCAAACCCUAAAAAGUGCUCGAUUCACAUGACUCGGGACUUUGAUGACCAUCGUAAAAGAAGAAAAGCAUGGGACCGUGGUUUUAGCAUCAAAGCAUUGGCAACCUACGAACCCCGAAUCAAAGCCAAGGUUGAUUCGUUCGUUUCGCAAAUCCAGGUCAAUGAACACAAACCGCUGGAUGCGACUGCCUGGUCGAUGUUUCUCAGCUUCGACAUUAUGGGUGAAGUUGGGUUUGGAAAGGAUUUUAACAACUUGAGUACGGGGAAAGAGAACCCGGCAAUUAGGGCUAUUCAUGAGCAUAUGACCGUUUUGAGUGUGCUAAGUCACGUGCCGUGGUUGUUGUAUCUCAUAUCCAGCAUUCCAGGGGCGACGGCGGCCUAUGCAGAUUUUUUCAGGUGGUGUGGAAAUGAGAUUGACUUGAAGCAGAAGACGUGGAAUCCCGAGGAAUAUCCACAAGACAUUGUAUCCUGGUUGUUGAAGUCGUAUGUCGAAAAGGAUAUUUCAGCGUCACCAUCGCUCGAAUCUCUGCAUGAAGACUCGCGUGUGGUCAUUAUCGCCGGAAGCGAAACUACCGCCACAACUCUCGCAUCAAUCUUCUUCUACCUCGCCAAAUACCCCUCCACGCUCAAAAAGCUACAGCAUCUAUUAGACCAAGCCAUGCCAGGUGGCGCUGCGGACUGGUCGUACGAGAAGGCCAAAUCAGUUACUUUUAUCGACGACAUCAUCAACGAGACCCUCCGUCUAAAGCCAGCACUUCUAACGGGUGGAUACCGCUGUACGCCAGCACAAGGUCUUCAAGUUGACGAUGUCUAUAUCCCUGGUGAUAUAAACGUGUUCGUUCCCGUGCAGUUAAUUCAGACGGAUGAGCGGUAUUAUGCAAAUGCGCAAGAGUUUAUUCCGGAACGAUGGGGAGAGCGCAAAGACGAAAUGGCCACGGGUGACGCUCCGUUUUUCCCGUUUUCUUUGGGUGCAUACAGCUGCCCUGGUAAAAACUUGGCCCUUCAGAGUCUGAGGAUUGCGAUCUCAGUCAUUGCGCAGCAAUACAACGUGGCUUUCGCAGAGAAUGAAACCGGCGACGAUUUCGACAAAAAUGCGCUGGACACGUUUACCACCACGUUGCCUCCUCUGCAAGUCCAAUUCUCUCGUCGUUGAAAUUCUUGAACAGGUGGCAGGAUAGAUGAGUAGCACUAUGUUGAAUUAGUAUGCUACCCCAAGUCAGUAAUAGCACAGACAUUAUUCAAGUUAUGAUCAAUCAUCUACCGUCUCAAAACAUAACAAAUAUGUCGAAAUGUAUCUUGAGAUUUUUGUUUCCUCUUUCAUCUUGUCAUUACUUGCUGCUAUGUUUAAAACUUGGCGCAGGUAGCCGUGGAAACUGAGUACCUCCAUUCAAUGUUG
Molecule: messenger RNA, 2071 nt
Organism: Talaromyces stipitatus ATCC 10500
Lineage: Eukaryota; Fungi; Ascomycota; Eurotiomycetes; Eurotiales; Trichocomaceae
Product: benzoate 4-monooxygenase cytochrome P450, putative
Exons: 5
Coding region: 482-1828 (448 amino acids)
Molecular function (GO): monooxygenase activity; heme binding; iron ion binding
Source: RefSeq, a predicted model, not a curated record